AAAACAAAAGACGAUCUUUAAGUGACAAUCGCAGUAAAAUAUACGUGUUAGGUGAUUUGUCUCAAAAACGUUUACCAAAAGAUUUAUAUAGCUGAACUGCUGAAGGUCAAAAUUGCAUAUCGUUCUAAUGUGAAAGACAGCAUACUUGUAAACAUCGCUUAUCAGAACGAUAAGCAGACAUUAUAUAAAACCAGGAUUCACAUUUUGACACCAUACCAGCCACAAUGUCUACAAGCUUCACGGUGAUCUGUUUCUUCGCUACCAUUUUGGGGGUUUCUGCGAUCUGUUCUUUUAAUUUUGAUGAUGUCUUACGAAAAUGUGGAGAUUUGCACGGAUACGACCCUAACACUGUGGCUAAAAACUACCUCACCGAAUAUUCAGAAGACGAGGGACCAAAGUUUAGGGAAUUUUUGGAUUGUGCAUGGACCGGAUGGAGAUUUUUGCGCAAUGCCGAAGUAGAUUUUGACGCGAUUAAAUCGAAAAAAGUUGAACCGUUGCUCGUCACUGGCGUCUGCGAUGAUGUGCUACAGUCAUCUAGGCCAACAGAUCCUUUCAUCGAUGCUGUUGAUACAUGCGAGGACAGCCUUCCUGCGGACAUUCGCUCUGAAAACGCUCGUCGUUGUAUUACCAAGGAAUACCAGAAAAAUAUUUGGAAAUAGUUAUGAUGGCAUAAGUAGAUGAUCAAUAAAUUUUUGUUCUUUCAA
Photinus pyralis (common eastern firefly) is the source of this 704-nucleotide messenger RNA. RefSeq lists its product as uncharacterized. The transcript is spliced from 2 exons. Bases 225 to 659 code for a protein of 144 amino acids. The record is from RefSeq and is a predicted model, not a curated record. Lineage: Eukaryota; Metazoa; Arthropoda; Insecta; Coleoptera; Lampyridae.